Geodia barretti is the source of this 3680-nucleotide messenger RNA. Lineage: Eukaryota; Metazoa; Porifera; Demospongiae; Tetractinellida; Geodiidae. The record is from the annotation of a GenBank genome assembly.
GCGCAUGUAUUAGAGUCGCAGUGCGAAACUCGAGGCUGUAGAUCGCCAUAGGAGCCGGUGUCCGAUGGCUGCAGACCCUGCUGUGAUUGAGGAUGCCUGCCUGAGUCCUCUCCUGGAGGAGGGGUUCGAGGCGAAGUCGUUUGCAGCGGCCACCAUGCAAAAUCAGAUGGUGGGAGACACCCUCCAGAAACUGGCCAUCGGCAUCGCCGCUCUUGACAAGGAACUAUACUCUCAGGUUGUUACAAAUUAUGAGGAUCUUUUGUCACAGGCAACUGGCAUAGAGGCUUUGGAAGGUGUCCUGAAGAUGAUGCACACUAGGAUUGAGUCCCUAAGGACGGCAGUAGACAGAAUAGGGUCAAAGGUCAUUGACCCGUACCAGGUCAUAGUAUCAAGAACCAGACAGCUCUCAAGACUCCAGAAUGUGUGUGACCUACUGAGGAAGGUGAUCCGGAUGCUAUAUCUACUGAAGAGACUGAAGUCCCAGCUACAAGGAGGGACCAGGGAGAUCACUAAAGUCGCUCAGACUUUCAGCGAGAUUGACCAGUUGUCAGGCAGUGGAGAUCUGAGUGGAGUGGUAAUUCUGGAGGAGGAGGGGGUGUGGCUAGCCCGAGCCAGGCGGGAGGUGGAGUCUCAGGCUAAGAAGAUGCUCAUGCAAGGCUUGGAGCUCAUGAACUCGAGCCAGGUGGGCGUGGCUUUGCAGGUGUUUCACAACCUCACCCAGCUCCCCUCCUCCCUCCUCACCAUCCUCACCGGCUACAAGGAAGCCAUUCAACACGACAUCCAGAACUCUCUGGACCCCUCCUCCCUCGUCCUCUCCUCCAACGGCAGUGGUCCAGGAAGAGCCAGUCUGCCUCUCGUGGGGACCACGGCCUCCUGGAAGGCAGUGCUCUGGACCAGACUGGACCAGUUGGUCGUCUCUGUACAGAAAGCCUAUGGCCAGGUACAUCAGUUGCAUACAGUACUGGUGAAGAAGAGAGAUCCUCAUACUCAAGUUUCCUUCCUGGACAACAUCAAUGGAACACCAGCUCAUCAUCUGCUGACCAACUUCUGGGAGGUCAUCACUGAAGACUUGGGAGUGGAGCUGGUGGCGGCUGCCAAAGCGUCGAUAGUGAUGAACCAGGCUUUUGAGACGGACUACCCAAAACUGGUGAAGAUUUUCUCAGAACUGCUGGUGAGAAUUGAGCAGUUUGCAACCCCCGAGACUCCGCCUUCUUCUCUCUACAAUAUAAACCCUCCCUCCUCCUCCUCCUCAUCUGGAGGCCAGACUGGCUCGACCUACGAGGCAGCUCUUCUGAAGGCCCUCUCUCCGUUUGAGAAGUCGUAUGUGUCUCGCUCUCUCUCUCGUCUCUUUGACUCCGUGAACCAGCUGUUUGUUCCAGGGGCCAGAGCCACACCCACUAAAGACACCCUUCAGUCUACCAUCAGAACCAUCACUAGUGAGCUGGGAGCAGCUGGUUCCAGCAGGGCCCUAGCUGGGGUCAUUGCCAGAAACGUAGAGAAGACAAUGCAGCUGUUUAACAUGAAGUGUGAACAGGCGCUGAUGACAGGGAGGGAUGCGGUGCAAGUGUCGGGACCUCCAAAUGCAGCUCAACUGAAGAAUAUUGGAAUCGCCAACUCUCUCUUUGCCUUCUCGACCCUCGUCUCUCAGCACAUACUGAGUCUAUCUACACUGCCUCCAAAUGCCCACCGCAUCAUCUCUUCAGCUUUAGAGGGUACGAUGGCUCAGAUGUGUUCGGUAGUGUCUCUGUUUGUUGGAGAAGUUCAGAGAGUGAUGGAGGAGAUAGUCGUCAGCAUGCACCAGGAGAACUUUGGGAGUGAAUUGAUGGCAGUAUCGGGUACCCCAGACCAGCCUUGCUCUGGAUACCUGAGAGAGCUGCAGGCAUUCACUGCCAGAAUCCACUCCCAGCACUUGUCUCUCUACCACUGCACUGCUGAGGUGGAGAAACAACUUCGAGAGGUGAGUGAGCGUGUGCUUGAGCUGUUUGUCCGCCAUGUCUGUCUUCUCCGGCCGCUGCGAGAGGGAGGGAAGAUGAGGGUCACCACCGACAUGGCUCAGAUUGAGUUAGCUCUGACUCCGUUCUGUUCCAGACCAGGGGAACUGGGUCGCCCGUAUCUGAUGCUGCGCACACUCAGACGUCUUCUGUUCCAGGAGACGGACCUCGCCCUGUCGGAGACAUCAGGAUUGGGCAACCAGCUACCAUUCAGCUACGCUCUCCACCAUCUCUUCUCAAGGGCUCCUCCUGACAUGACAUCACCUCACCAGUUGAAGGGAUGGACAGAAAAGGCAUACUCUGACUGGAUGGACAAACAGACAAUUGAGAGAGACAGACUCGCCUUCAUUCAGGCUACUCUUGAUGCCUAUUCAAAGAGAAAGCGAGGACAGGCUAGGUCUCAGUAUGCAGAGGUCUAUCCCGUGAUGGUGUCUCUGUUAAAGAGAGGGCUCGAAGUAGGGAGGGAGGGAGAGGGGGAGAGAGGAAAGUAGGAGGCAGAAAGGAAAGAGGAGAGGGAAGAGGAAAAUGAACUUGUCUGAACUUUACUGUUUGUAUUCAAGCGCAAUUCAGAAACUGAACAUUCAUAACAUUCACAUCCAUACAUCUACAAAUAUCAAUAAAGCCAAAGUUUCAUCUAAACCAAUACAACAACAAACUUAACGGUGCUGGAAUAGGGAGGGAGAUGAGAGACCAAAAAACCAGGAAAUCACGUCGCAAACUUUAGACAUUAGUUCAUAUAUAGGAGGACAGAGGGCACCCAUACUAGGUACUAUGAGAGUCAAUUAGGAAGUUUGGCAAAGCGAGAGUGCACGAAUUACAGAGUUAAAGUGCUGCAUGUGUAGGGUGUGUGCUUCAUGGAAUGGCGGUGAGAGUGGCAGAGAGCGUAAGUGAAAGUAGACCGGAAUCGAUGCAAAGUGAACAAGAGAGGGAAAUGUGUGCUGGUUGCAGUUGCAGUUGCAGUUGUAUACUUGUGUAUUAGUUGAUGACAAGUGAAUAGUUGACGGUGGUAUAAUUGGAGGUGGGGAGAAGGACAAAACCGAGCACAAACUGAUGUGGUGGUACAGUGAAUGUGAAAUGAUUUAUCCGUCGUAUAGCUUCACACAAAUUCGAUGGUUGUCACUCCGGCAGCAAUGAGGCUCUCCUCGGAGUCCUCUUUGUCAGAGAGUUUCCUGAAUUUCACACUGUCGUGGCUGUAGGUGCUGUCGUUGCUGCUGUCUCUUUUAUCCCCCUCCUCUUCUCUCUCCUCCUCAUCCUCGUUAUCAACGUCCUCUCCUUCCUCUGUGAUACACGGGAGUCCGCCAGCAUCGCUGUAGCUGUAGCUCGCCGAGUGAAAAUGGGCAAUCUCUGUGGAUUGUGCAGCGAAGCGCUCAGUGGGGACAAUCUGGGUGGGGAGGAUUUCGAUCUCAAUAGACGUUUCUCCAUCAAUGUGCACUCAUGAGAGGGGUGCAGUCGUCAGCGACAGAUAGGGACGCGGGUUCGUUGAUGCUGCUGCGCGGUGACAUGAGGUAGUAAGGAGAGUUUGGGUCCACGUUGAGAGUGAUGUACUGCCCGUCGUUUGCCGUGGUGUGGAGAGAUCGGAAGACGUGAUGGAGGGUUGAGAAUGAUGGUCGGUCGCCUGGGAAGGCCGCGCAGCACUUGAGCAUAAUCCCAUAGCUAAUGAAUGAGGGAGGGGAGGGGGAAGAGAAAGGA